UAAGCCUGGAUAAGCCUGUCCACUGUCCACUGUACAGUACCGUCCAUUCUAAAAAUUUAUUAGCCGUACCAUCUCUUUUUUUGCAAUCCUCUCUCUUUUUAUCCAUCCUCUCUUUUUCCUUCGUCACCACUGCUUCCCCUUCCAGUCGUUGGUGAAUCUCUUUCCUCCUCACACACCAAAAAAAAACUUCAUAUUUUUUGAAGUUUAAAGGAAGAGAGGAAAUAAUAGUUGACACUCGGCGAUACUUACUGCAAGACUUGCAAACAGUAACGCCACCCUCCAAAUUCAUCUAAAUCUUUAAUUGGUCUCAGCAGGCUUGGCCUUGUCGCUCAUUCAUUAUCCGUGUCCUCUUCAAUUCAUUCUGUCCCCUUUUUUUUAAUCUAGUUACAUCGCUCUCGCGACACAUCUUCAACCUUCACCUAAGACGUGAAUAAUCAAUAAAAAUGGCGGACGACAAGAGUCGUACCUCAGGUGAGGUUCCCCGACCGGAACCAAAGGGCCCCAUCCUGCCCACCACGAACCCCGAGGCCGACAAGCCUCAACCUCCCAAGGCGGCUAUCCACCCGGCUUUCUACGUUGCAGUAUGGAUCAGUCUCUCGUCAUCUGUCAUUCUGUUCAACAAAUGGAUUCUCGACACGCUCGAAUUCCGUUAUCCCGUCAUCUUAACCACCUACCACUUGACCUUUGCAACCAUCGCGACACAACUAAUGGCGCGCUACACUAGCCUCCUCGAUGGUCGCAAGUCUGUUAAGAUGACUGGACGCGUCUACCUUCGUGCUAUCGUUCCUAUCGGUGUCUUCUUCAGCUUAAGUUUGAUAUGCGGUAACUUGACCUACCUGUACCUCAGUGUCGCUUUCAUCCAGAUGAUCAAGGCCACUACUCCCGUCGCUGUCCUGCUUUCCAGCUGGGCCAUGGGUCUUGCACCCCCCAACUUGAGGCAACUCCUCAACGUGUCCGCCAUUGUUGUUGGUGUCAUGAUUGCCUCGUUCGGUGAGAUCCGAUUCGUCUGGAUUGGUUUCUUCUACCAGUUGGGAGGUCUCUUGUUCGAAGCUAUCCGUCUCAACCUCGUUCAGGCCCUGCUGAGCUCUGCCGAGUACAAGAUGGAUCCUCUCGUCUCUCUAUACUACUUCGCCCCCAUCUGCGCUGUCAUGAACGGUGUUGUUGCGCUUAUCUGGGAGGUCCCCAAAGUCUCUCUAGCUGAAGUUUACCACGUUGGUCUCUUCACCUUCUUCUUGAACGGUCUCUGUGCCUUCCUACUUAACGUCUCAGUUGUCUUCUUGAUUGGCAAGACCUCUGCGGUUAUCAUGACCCUUUGCGGUGUCCUCAAGGAUGUCAUGCUGGUCGUAGCCUCUAUGAUCAUCUGGGGUACUCCUGUUUCCGGUCUCCAGGCCUUUGGUUACACCAUUGCUCUCGGUGGCAUGGUCUACUACAAGCUUGGUCUUGAGGCUAUCAAGGGAUAUGCUGGUGAAGCUGGCCGACAGUGGGCUGAGUUCGGUGCUACCCGCCCUGCUCUACGCAAAGUUGUCGUCAUUGCGGCAGCGCUACUAUUUGUGUUCAUCCUCUUCGGAGGUUUGGCCCCUAACUACGCCUACGACCCCUCGCAGUAUCUUUCUGGUGCUGCUGAGAAGCUAGGCGUUUCCUCAUGAGUGAAUAUGUGUCAACGAAACCUCUCCUUUCACCGUAUGCCUUUGUAAUCUUCUAGGUGGAUGGGGGUUAUAGCUCGGGUUCUAUGAUAACUUGGGUGUGACGGGUGAACGCUACGUGAUGACCUGGUAUGCGUUUCCCCUGAUUUUUCUUCGGGUACAUAAUUACACAUAUUUUCCGAUUCAUCUUCGAGGAGGGGGAUGGUAGUAGUUGGAGAGAUUUUUCCUUUUUCUUUUUUGCCGUGGACACUGAUGAAAGGGUAGUUAAACCACGGUGUUUUUUGUACGGCUAUAGAUAGCAGACAAUGGCGUCACCGGGCAAUUGCAAGGGUCGGGUUUGCAUCUGCUCACAUCACGACAGACAGGGCUGGUCUUCAUGUAACUUAGAGAGCCUAGGAGGUAUUAGACCUGAAUGAAAACGAUACUUAAAAUUCGCACGUUAAUUCAUCAUCAUUUGCGCAUUCUACAAGGGGUUAAAUGUGAUGUAUAUAGG
This is a messenger RNA of Daldinia caldariorum, 2136 nucleotides long. RefSeq names its product TPT-domain-containing protein. NCBI's taxonomy places the organism in Eukaryota, Fungi, Ascomycota, Sordariomycetes, Xylariales, Hypoxylaceae. Gene Ontology annotation, molecular function: antiporter activity. The transcript is spliced from 5 exons. Gene Ontology annotation, cellular component: endosome; Golgi apparatus; trans-Golgi network. The coding region runs from base 444 to 1646 and encodes 400 amino acids. The record is from RefSeq and is a predicted model, not a curated record.